AUGGCAGUUUUCCCAGCCCCUUUGCACAGCAGGGGCUUGCAACACCUCAGGAACAGCGUUCUUACCCGGGGCUCUUGGGAUACCCGAGUACAACUGUCUGCAGAAGCCAUAGCGGAAUUGAGGUGGUGGGUAACAAAUAUCCUCCAUUGUCAGGGCAAGCCACUACUAGACAGUCCGAUAGUGCGAAUAAUCCAAACCGACAGCUCCCUACUCCGCUGGGGCGCAGUCUGGAGCACCAGUUCGAUUGACAACCUCUGGAAUCCACAUGAACGUUGUAUGCAUAUCAAUCAGCUCGAGCUGAAGGCAGCAUUCCUAGGUCUUCAGGCCUUUGCCAGGGACCUCAGGCAAGGCUGUGUUCUAAUCCAAAUGGACAGCACAGCUGCUAUAGCUGCCAUCAACAAGCUAGGCAGCGCUCGUUCCCCAGCACUAUCAGCCUUAGCUCGAGAUCUCUGGUCGUGGUGCUUCCAACAAGGGAUUUCAGUGAGAGCAGAACAUCUGCCAGGGAAGCUCAAUACUCUAGCAGAUUGGGCGUCUCGCAAUCAACUGGACAGCUGCAGUUGGCGAUUACUACCAGCAGUGUUUCCCCAGAUUCAGUGCCUGCGGGGACCUCUUGCUAUCGACCUAUUUGCAGACUACACAAAUCACCAGCUUCCCACCUUCUACAGUUGGAAGCCAGAUCCUCUUUCGAGCGGGAUAGACGCCUUCACGAAGGACUGGAGCGGAGCUCCGAAGUACGCGUUUCCGCCAUUUGCCCUGAUAGGCCGAUGUCUUCAGAAGCUUCAAGCUUCCGAAGUGACUUUAUGCAUGGUGACUCCAGUGUGGCCCACACAAGCCUGGUACCCAUCACUCAUCCAAAUGGCAAUAGAUCACCCACGACCGCUCCCUCAUUCCCAGGAUCUGUUAGAGAACAGGGCAGGGCUUGGAGACCCCUUAAUUUUAAACGCUGGGCUCCAACUGGCAGCGUGGAGUGUGUCCAACAGCAACACACUCCAAGUCAGUUUUCACAGUCAGCUGCAAAGCCCAUUGAGUCUGCUUGGAGGCCAGCCACAUGAGCAACCUACACUUCGUGUUGGAAGAAAUGGUCUAGCUGGUGUGGUGGGCACCAAAUUGAUCCGCUUUCUCCCUCUGUAG
Ornithodoros turicata is the source of this 1131-nucleotide messenger RNA. RefSeq lists its product as uncharacterized. The transcript has a single exon. Gene Ontology annotation, molecular function: nucleic acid binding. The coding region runs from base 1 to 1131 and encodes 376 amino acids. The record is from RefSeq and is a predicted model, not a curated record. Lineage: Eukaryota; Metazoa; Arthropoda; Arachnida; Ixodida; Argasidae.